Messenger RNA from Malania oleifera, 1289 nucleotides. RefSeq names its product syntaxin-43-like. Gene Ontology annotation, cellular component: SNARE complex; endomembrane system; membrane. Gene Ontology annotation, molecular function: SNAP receptor activity; SNARE binding. The record is from RefSeq and is a predicted model, not a curated record. The transcript is spliced from 8 exons. Gene Ontology annotation, biological process: vesicle fusion; vesicle-mediated transport; intracellular protein transport. The coding region runs from base 73 to 1026 and encodes 317 amino acids. NCBI's taxonomy places the organism in Eukaryota, Viridiplantae, Streptophyta, Magnoliopsida, Santalales, Ximeniaceae.
ACUGCAGACCCAUACAGGGAAUAGAGUUCCCACUUCGAGGUUUGAAUUUCUGCUUUUCUGUUCUCUCUUCCCAUGGCGACGAGAAAUCGAAUUACACUCUACAGAAAGCACAGAGACGCUUUGAAGAGCGUUCGAGGUCCGGAGAAGCCUUCUUCUGGUGGCCCUGUGAUCGAAAUGGUGACCUCUUCGUUUCUUCGCUCUAAUCACUCUUAUGCUCCUCUCAGCACGGACGAUCCUGGCCCUUCCAGUAGGGAUACACUUACAGUGGGUUUGCCACCAGUUUGGGUUGAUGUUUCUGAAGAAAUAGCUGCAAAUAUACAACAUGCACAUACAAAAAUGGCAGAGUUAGUGAAGGCUCAUGCUAAGGCUUUAAUGCCUUCGUUUGGAGAUGGUAAGGAAGAUCAACAUGUUAUUGAGGCUAUUACAGGAGAGGUUACUGAUUUAUUGAAGAGGUUGGAAAAGAGAUUGCAGAAACUCUCUGCAACUGGAGCUUCUGAGGAUUCAAAUCUCAGGAAAAAUGUUCAGCGUUCCCUUGCUACAGACCUUCAAAACCUUUCAAUGGAGCUUCGAAGGAAACAAUCAGCAUACCUAAAACGCUUGCAGCAGCAAAAAGAGGGGCCUGACGGGGUGGACUUGGAGAUGAAUUUGAAUGAAAGUAGAUCUAGAUUAAAAGAUGAUGAAUUCAGUGACGUGGGUUUUGGCGAACAUCAAAUGGCCAAGCUGAAAAAGAGCCAGCAGUUGACUGCUGAAAGGGAGAGAGAGAUCAGACAGGUUGUAGAAUCAGUAAAUGAGCUUGCUCAAAUCAUGAAAGACCUCUCGGUCCUCGUGAUAGAUCAGGGCACAAUUGUCGACAGGGUAGACUACAACAUUCAGAGCGCAGCCACAUCAGUUGAAGAGGGCUUUAAACAGCUCCAAAAGGCUGAGAGAGCGCAGAAGCGAGGAGGAAUGGUAAUGUGUGCAACAGUGCUUGUUAUAAUGUGCCUCAUCAUGCUCGUGCUCUUGGUCCUUAAACACACAUUCUCGUAAUCUCUUAUUUUUUUUUUGCUUAAUUGACCUCCCGAGUGCAGCAGUACACAGGCAGCGAGCUUUUGAAGGUAGCCCCUGCAUUUUUGGGGUUGGGGGCAUUUUUGAGCCCCACGUUAUUUUUUGCAUUUUUGGGGAUCCCAGGCUCCUUCAUACCUUAACUUUGUGAUGACUAACAAUUCUUUUGUGCAGUAUUUCAAUUCGAUAGAACUGGAAAAAUGUAUAUAUAUAUUACUUAUCCAAUGAUAAAUCUGAUAUUUUUAGCA